AUGAAGACCAAGGAUAAGUACAGCCAGAUGUCCGAGGAUCAUAUCAUGGCAGAGGAAGAGGAGUCCCAGAGUAGGGGUAUUGAGCAAAGAGAUCGCGCUCAAUACUUUGGCUACGACACGGUUGUGGAAGAGCACCCCGACUGGACAGAAGAGCAGCUCAUCGAGCACUGGAAGAAUCUCGUGGCGAAAUCGAAGGACAAGAUCACGGACGAGAACGGCGAAGUCUUCAUUGCAAAAGCUCUUGUCGACCACGUGAAGAACAACAUGGCCACCUCCCGCGUCAAGCGUCAGAAGAUCUGCAACAACGCCGACGACUUGAACGCUGCGGUGGAGGAUAACCUGAAGUCUAUGGAUCGAUUCUGGCGUACUUUGAAGCUCUCGCGCCCCAUCUCGAUGACGGCCAUUCCGUUUGAAGCGAAGCAGGUGGACACCAUCGGCUCUAACACCUCCGAGUCCAUCACGAACGCCCUCAGCAAAGCGGUCAUGCAGCAAACCGUUCAACAAAAUAUGAUGCAGCAACAGAUACGGCAAGCUCAGGAGGAGGCCGACAUGAUGGAGGAGGUGGCCGAUGACAUGCAGAAGAUUGCCCAGGCGCAGCAGGAGCAGAGUGAGCAGGCCAGGCAAUCACCCAGUGCCCAGAGGACUGCUUACACGACCCUCAAGACGUGCCUGAUCGAGACGUCGGCGAAGUUGAACUCCAGCAUCGUGAGGUUGCGGAACGACCUCGCGCAGCCCGAGAUGGACCUGUCCGCCAUGGAGGGAGAAGACGCGACGACGACCAAAGAGGCCGCGGGGUCCAUCAAGCUUUCUUGGGGCCAACUCGUGUUUCUACCGAGCCAGGUAGGAAGAGACACGAUGGGAUGGAAUCACGAUGGCCCCCGCAAGGAUAACGCCAAGUUCGAGGCGAAUGCCAAGGAUGCCUUCAACACCUACACUGAGAAUGUGAGAGUGUGGAAGGAGACUUAUCAACUCGACAAGCUUGCCCCCAAUGGUUCCGUCGCUGGUGACUUGGCGAACCUCUUGCAGCCCGCCCUGGAUGACUUCAAACGGAUGGCUGAGUGGAGGGCCUUCGCAAAAGGGGUUGAAAAGAAGAACAAGGCGUUGGAGAAGGCCCAAGCAAAGUCGAGUGCGGCCCGCAGUAGGCUCAACGCUGGGGCGCAGCAGGGGGGCGACGAGAGCUACGCGCCAGCGAUCGAGUCCCUCAUGCCCGACGUGCUCGACGGCCACUCACUUGACGGACUGGGCGUCAGCGACAAGGUGGCCGACUUCAACCAGACCAAGGCGGUGAAGUUCAAGGUCGAUGACCUGGGCGUGAUAGCAAACACUGGCAAUUACCAGACGCAGGUCAAGUGGGCCAAGGCUACCAUGAGCAAGGAUGGCCUCGAUUCGAUGGUCACCGAGAUCUCCAACAAGAAGCUCAACGACGUCGUGAAUAAGAUGUUCGCAGGCAUGGACUCGCGCAUCAAGCCUGCUUCGAACUUCUUCAUCACGUUCCCCCCGGAGCAU
This is a messenger RNA of Prorocentrum cordatum, 1506 nucleotides long. Lineage: Eukaryota; Dinophyceae; Prorocentrales; Prorocentraceae. The record is from the annotation of a GenBank genome assembly.